AGCCCCGCAGAGGACUAUAUAUAUAUAUAAACGGUUGGAGGAAUAUAUGAUCUAGGAAUGUAGCUGCAGCAGAAAAACCUCAGAAGCCAUUUGAGAUGAAGUCCACUGGUUGAGAAAAGAAAAGCCCUCAUGAAGAUGCUGAAAUCAACGAACAUGGUUACAUUUCUGUCUCCCGUCUCCUCUAUUUCACCAUGGCAGCUGUCAACCGACGGGGACAUUAGCAAAGCGGGGUAUCAAGCAGAGUUAAAACGUCAUUGAUUAUGAUGAUGAAAGAGGAGGAAGAGAGAGAGUGUGUUGUUUACUAUGUAACACCGUGAGUCUUUUUCUCCAGCGUCUCUCACAACCCAACGACUGAGUUAACUUCACAGAGAAAGGAGGCAGCUCCAGCUUUUCCAAAUGGCUUCUGUGAGCCUUGUUUCCAGUCCCCCAGCCCCUGUUGUUCUUGACAAAAACACCACAGACUCUGAGCUUGCAGGGGAUGAAAGAGAGGAUGGUGAACUGGAAGAUGGAGAAAUAGACGACGAAGGGAUUGGAAUUGAAGAGGAAAACAAAGAGGCUCCAGAGGUGAAUGAAGACAAAGAGAAGGAAAAGGAAAAAGAAAAAGUUAAAGAGAAGGAAGAGAAGACUCACAGGCACUCCAGGAAAAGAUACAAGAAGACCAGAGAGAAGAGGAGGUCCAAAAGGAGGAGGCGUGACAGACAGAAGCACCACUCCCCUUCCAGCAGCUCCAGCUCGGACAGUUAUGACUCUGACUACGACCGACCAGAAAGGCCUAAAAACCGGAAGAGCCAGGGAUCUGAUGGCCCGUCCUCUCAGCAUGGACGGGAUUCAAAGGGAGGCCACGGCAACUCACAGAAGUCCCCGCCGCACAAGAGCAGCGAUUUUGACAAAUACAGCGACUACAGUGAUGACAAAUACGACUACGAUGAAGAGGAGGAGGAUUACGAAGAUGACAUGUCCGAGUAUCCAAAAGAAUCGAUAUCCCAGAGUCGGGGAAAGGGACGCCACGUGAAGAGAGGAAGCAUGAGAGGGAUGAAACAGCAGCAGUUUGGGCAAAGAGGAAGAGGCAGAGGGAGCGGACCAGGAAGAGGACGGGGGAUGCUCUACAAGAACAAGAAGCUGAAGGGCAAACCCUGGGGAGGACGUGGGCGAGGUCGAGGAGGAGACCAGGGCAUGGACGACAUGGUACCGGAAGGAAAAAACUCUUCCGGUUUUCAGAAGAAACGGCCGAUAAUGAGCAAAGAGUUCAUCAAUCAGCACACAGUUGAACACAACGGCAGAUACAUCUGCAAGUAUUUCCUGGAGGGUCGAUGCAUCAAGGGAGAACAGUGCAAGUUUGAACAUGAGCUCGUCGUACCCGAUAAGAAAAAGGAACUUUGUAAAUUUUACCUCCAAGGAUACUGCAGUAAAGGAGAUAAUUGCAUUUACAUGCACAAUGAAUACCCGUGCAAGUUCUUUCAUACCGGAGCCAAAUGUUAUCAAGGGGACAACUGCAAAUUCUCCCACGAGGCUUUGUGCGACGUGACUAAAGAGUUGCUUGAUAAGAUAAUUAACACUGAGGAGGAGAACGCCCGCGAGGACGAGAUGGAGCUUGAGGAUCUGAGAAAGCAGGGUAUCGCCCCGCUUCCGAAGCCUCCUCCUGGGGUGGGGUUGCUUCCCACUCCUGGUCAGAGCAGUCCUACAGAUGGGGCGUCUGGCCAAGCAGGGAAGAAGAUCCCCUCCCUGUUUGAAAUCAAGGUUCAACCGACUGUAGACUUGGCACAAAAAAUUGCUCUGAGCGGAUCCAACUUCUCCCAGAAUCAAGGUGAAGACACCGAUGAGUUCGGUGGAGGCUCGGAGGACACGCAGAGUGGAGGUAUGGUGCCUUCAGGGCCCUCUGGUCCUCCUAUUCCUCCCCCUGGAUCACCACCUCCCAUGGGUCACCCCGCCGGACCGCCCAUGCCACAGAGCCCCCCAGGACAGCACCCACCACACGGGUUUCCAAUGCCGCCACCAAUCCCCCCCCCUGGUCAUCCCCCACCCUUCCUCGGAAACCGACCCAAUAUCAACCCUCAGAUGAACAUGCAGAUGCCUCCGUUCCCUCCUGUACCAGAUCUACAGAUGCUGCAGAAUCUCUUCCCUUUUCCAUCGUUGGGUCAGAACCCGGUAGAGUUCUUCAGCAGCUUCCUCCGAAACCAGGCCAUGGCUCCACAAGGAGUAGACCCUGGUGUGGCCUUCAUGCAGAAUCUCCAGCAGCAGGUGGGUGCAGAGUCACAGCUGCAGUCUUUACCACCAGAAGUACAGAAGGCCAUCUUUUUACACCUGACACAGCAGCAACAAGAGUCACAUCCAAAGGGAAAUGAGCCACAGAGAGCAGAGGGACAGGAUGAUAACAAUGCAAACAGAGAUGAAACUACAAACUGGUACUCAAGCGAUGAGGAGGAUGGAAGCUGUGUUACCUCCAUCCUUAAAUCUCUCAAGAAGCACAGCGAGAUGCAGCAGUCCCAGUCCAAGCCCCCCCAGGCCGCCCUAUUGGCUCCAGCGCUGGGUGACCCUCGGCUCGGGAAGGAGAGGGCCACGCCCAGCGACCCCCGCGUGAAGAUGGACCCGCGACAGCGACCCACGGAUGUGAAAAAGGAGCCCGACGGAGCUGCAGACCCACGGUUCUCCAGAGACCCCAGGAAGAUGAGACCGAUGGAGCCGAGUUCCUACCGCCAGCAGAGCCACUCCGUUCCUAAGAAGCUUCCUACAGGAGAUGAGGAUGAUGAAGGAGAGCGGGAGCUCAGGGACAAAGCAGUUCUCAUCCCUCUAGAGGCCGGACCUGAUAUGGUGCUGCGCGACCCUCGUUGCCAGUUAAAGCAGUUUAGCCACAUCCGGGUGGACAUCCUGCUCCAGCAGCCAGCCUUCGCUCAGACAGUGGUGUGGGGCCCAGAGGACCUCAUCCCUUCCCUGGUGCCCAAACAGGAACUCUCCAUCAACCUGCCUCUCCCUCCCCUAAUAGCAGACGCUCAGAUGAACCGAACAAGCCUGCCUGACCACCCCCCCGUCUCCAGCCCUCCGUCGAUCGACCCCAGACUGGUAGCUGCACGUUUGAAGGAACGUAUGAGUCGAUUACCCUCCGGAUCUUUAGAGUCUCGAUCCGCCGCUGAAAGACCCGUAGAUCCGCGUCAGCAUAAGACUCUGGACCCCAGACUCAAGCGUACAGUAAGCCUGGACUCCAAGCUGUUGGGUCAGAAAGUGCCCUCCUCUGGGGGAGGAGUUGUGGACCCCAGGCUGCAGAAGGCCACUGCUAGCUCCUCUCCUCACGUUGUCCAAACGAAACCAGAGCCUGAGAGGCUGCCACCUUAUGCCCCUCGUCUGGCAUCCUCUGGUGGAGGGCUAGAGAGCCCCACCACAAUCCUCGGGGGCAUCAGUCUGUACGAUCCUCGCGCUCAAACCGAGCAGGCUCAGAAGGAGCAAGCAGAGCCUCCAAAAAAGAUUCUGAAACUCCUCGCUAAGAAAGACAAUACGCCACCGCUCUCACCAACCCAACGAAGUGGCUCUUCUUCCGAAGAGGCCAAAAGCACAGACGCUGCCUCAGAUCAGCCUCCGCCUUCCAGUUCUCCCACCGUGCCUCCCGCCUCACCCGUCAAACCCCCCGCAGUUCAUAACCUCCCCAUCCAGGCACUGGCCGGGCUGAUCCGACCCCAGUACACUGACCCCAGGCAGGCCAAACCGGGAGGACAGGCCUCUGCAGGAGCACAAGAAGAGGCAGAAGACAAGAAGCAAGAGGAGAAGAAGCAAGAGGAGAAGAAGCAAGAGGACAAGAAGGAGCAGGAGAAGGAGCAAGAAGAACCAAAAAAGGACGAUCCAGACGACGAGGCAGACGACAGGACGCUUAAAGACGUGUUCAAGACUUUUGAUCCCACUGCUUCCCCUUUCUGCCAGUAAAACACCCCGGUGUGGAAACGUAUAAAUGUCACAGAAGAUUUGUAUUUUGAUGAGGUCUAUUAAUCUUUAUUUAGCUUUACAUGAACCUAUUUAUUUCUGUAUAUAAACGAUCCUGUAUAGAAUCACAUACUAUCUAGUGCACCACACAGUUGUCAGUAUGGAGAUGAUGCUAUUGUGCACAGACACAAGUGUAUAGUUACUUUUGACAUAAUCAGAUUAAUGCUGUGUUUUUAAAAGUGUGUAUGUUAAAGCCACACAGGUGUUUUCAGUUAAUCCUGACUGUGUGGGCGUGUUUAGACUGUAAUUGAUUGACACUUUCUCCUGUUAGCUUCGUUGCACCUGUUAGGGCGGGACAAAUUACACCUGUAUCAUUUCUUAUUGGUAGAUGGUAGAUUUGUGACCUCAUAAAUCCCCAUCAAAGCUCCUGAGCUGAGGUCUACUCAGCCAGAAUGACUGAAAACGCCUGUGUAGGUGUAUCUUUUUAUCAUUGUGUAAUUUUCAUGUACGUUUUAAACAAUCAGAAAAAAGAAUAUUAUGUUAACUUGUAUAGCUUUCAGUAAGGACUGACCCAUAUGGGUUCAUUCCAGGCAUUACACCCUGUACAAUAGAUCAUCCACUCACUACAUGCAGAGAGAUGAGGCUAAAUAAUGGAUCAAACAAUGACUGUAAGAACUCCCUUGAUAUUUUUUUGUAUUUCUUUAUUUAUUUCAAGACACUUUUUUUAUAUUAUGAUAUAUUUCGGUUUAUGUUCACUUUUAUGAUAAGGGAUUUUUUUCAACAGAUGUUUUCUUGAAUAUUUACUCUCUUUUUUUACCACACACCCUGAUAUGAUUUUGUGAUUUGUCAACCUCUGACAUGAUCAGGUCAGAUAAACAUAUGAGUUCCCUGCUUAGCUAAGAAGAAAAGUGGGUAACACUUAAUUUUACAGGUCUGAAAAAUAUCAUAUUAAUUGCUGAUAAUUAGCAAGUAACCUCUUUGGAAUUACUGCCA
Molecule: messenger RNA, 4899 nt
Organism: Sebastes umbrosus (honeycomb rockfish)
Lineage: Eukaryota; Metazoa; Chordata; Actinopteri; Perciformes; Sebastidae
Product: zinc finger CCCH domain-containing protein 6
Exons: 12
Coding region: 397-3909 (1170 amino acids)
Biological process (GO): negative regulation of DNA-templated transcription
Cellular component (GO): nucleus
Molecular function (GO): RNA binding; metal ion binding
Source: RefSeq, a predicted model, not a curated record